UAUUUCUUUUCUUUGUAUCGUAUCGAGUGUUUUGAUGCCAAACAAAAAAAGGAAAAACCUUAAAAGAAAUAUCCGGAAUACAAACACAACGUUAAUCGCAUCGUAUUUCAAUAUUGACGCAGCUUUUAAUUUUCUUUGAUAAAAAAAAGUGGUAAAAAAUACCUUCUGCGUAAGUCGAUGGUAUAAUAUAAAUAACGCGUAACAAAUACAUAUUUUUAUCGUUAAAAAAUAACUCUACGUACUAUUUUCGUGCUCGUUCAUUGAUCGUACAUAAAUAAACUAUUUACGUAUGCAACGUGGAUAUUAUAGGUUACGUUCUUCAAGGAGCGUACAAAACAAUAUUUUAUUAGUAAUGCGUUCGUGUUGGUAAUGCAAUAACGACUAAUAUCGAGCGAAAGCAAAAGCACGAUUUACGAUUAUUGAUCGAUAUGGAUCCUACGGAAGAUUGGAGUGGCAAUUGCCAGACAUCGGACGACAAUGUAACGCAAGAAAAUGAGAGGCAAGAGGUUAGCCAAAUCGUACCUGGAUAUUCAAAUUUCGAUGAUUACAUUCAGCACGCGUUUGGAGCUAUAAGAUCUGGGAUUAAAGCUGCCAAUAAUUUACCAAUUGGAUCAAAUUUUAACUACUAUUCGUGCUUUCCCAGUUUUCUUAUCGCCAAAGAUGAUAAUAUUAAACUGCUAUUAAAUGCCAUGCAACACAUGUUUGGAACAGUGGGAAUUAGAAAUAAUAUUUUGCAUCGCGAUGUCGAGGAAAAAUUUGACCUCCUGUUGGAAAUGAAUGAUAUACUUUUGGAUAGAGCUAAUGCAUUGAUGGACAAAGAAUCUGGUAUUACAAAAGACUCUGAAAUAGAAUUAGUGGUAUCCCAUACAAAACAGCAAACACUAAAUAGCAGUUGGAACGAACAAAUACGUAGACCGUCCGAGGUUUCGGAUGGUAUGCAACCUUUACGCUUACUGACCGGUAAAAAUAUUCAGAGACCACAGCUAACGUUUAAGGAUAAAAUCGAUAACGGUUCGAAACCUUGGUGUCCUAGAAUCAAGGACAAACCAAAUUCUUUAAAACCGUUAGCUAUUUAUUUGGAAGAGGACGAAAACGGCGGGGCGUUUAGUCAUCCGUACGAAUAUGAGUUGGAUAUGUUCGUGCCUCCCGACGAUCAAUUAAAGAAAUCUAAUCUAAUAAAGCAUUAUAAGUCUUUGGAAGAUACGCCGUUAAUAAUUAUCGAAAAUGUAGACGACAUUAAAUUACUGCUAGCAGAUCUAAAACAGUAUAAGGAAAUUGCCAUAGAUUUGGAACAUCAUUCCUAUAGAAGCUUUCAAGGAAUAACUUGUUUGAUGCAAAUUUCAACGGAGGACACCGAUUAUUUGAUAGAUACCUUGUCGUUGCGAUCCGAAUUACACGAACUGAAUGAAAUUUUUACUAACCGUAAGAUCCUAAAAGUAUUUCACGGAGCCGAUUUAGAUAUACAAUGGCUCCAGAGAGACUUGUCUUUGUACAUAGUAAACAUGUUCGACACGCAUCAAGCCGCAAAACACUUGAAUUUACCGUAUUUGAGCUUAGCAUAUUUAUUGAAACAAUAUUGCAAUAUAGAUCCCAACAAACAUUUCCAGUUGGCCGAUUGGCGUAUAAGACCACUACCGGACGAGCUUAAAAAGUAUGCUAGAGAGGACACGCAUUAUUUAUUGUACAUAAAGAACAUUUUAAAAAACGCUUUGAUAGACAUUGCUGGCGGACAAUCGAAUAUCUUGAAAGCCGUUUACGACAGAAGUACGGACAUAUGCAAGCAAGUUUAUGUGAAACCAGUGUGGACCGAAAAUAACUACCUGAACAUGUACAGAAAGAGUAAAAAAAUGUUUAACAAUAAACAAUUGUACGCUUUAAGAGAAUUGCAUAAAUGGAGGGAUCAGACCGCCAGAGUGGAAGAUGACAGUACCGCUUAUGUUUUGCCAAAUCAUAUGAUUUUAAACAUAGCUGAAACGUUACCACGUGAAAUGCAAGGGAUUCUAGCUUGCUGCAACCCUAUUCCCCCUUUGGUACGACAAAACUUGUUAAAGUUGCACAAGAUAAUAUUAAAAGCUAGAGAACAACCGCUCAUUAAACCAGUUCUCGAAGAUCUCAGGCAAAGAUUAACUCAAAGAAAUCAUAUUACAAAUAUAGAAGCGUGGAUGUAUGCUCCUCAUGACAUUCCGAGCGGCAUGGAAGCAAGAGCCGAUUUACCGUGUUUGUUAAAUGAUAAUGGAUCGGAAACAUCGAUCAUGGACACUCUUGUGAAACAUACAGUAACGGUAUUCGACAGCCCGGUUACAUCAGAGGACGAGGAAACAACCAUAGAUGGACAGAAAAAUGUUAGAAAGAAAAAGUUAGUUUUCGUUAGCCCGUUUGAACGAUACAAACGCGUUAUACCUAUGGUAGCGGCUGAAGAAGCACGAGAAAGGGAAAGACAGAAGCAGGAAGAAGAUCUCAAGAAAGAUGUUAAAAAUGAACCACUGGAGAUAAUUGAAAGUAAAAAAAGAGUUUACCAACACUUUAAAGAAGUCGCUCAAAUUAACGAAGACGAUAUUGUAAUAACAUCGCCGAAGAAACCACCGCAAGUUACUUUGGGUCAAAUGCCUGGACGAAAAAGAAAACGAAAUUCCAAUAUUAAGAAACAAAAUAAAGAACGAGAAAAAAUUAAUGAUAACUUAUUGACGCCAGAUCCAUUGUUAGCGACUGAAAUUGCUCAAAAAGUAAAAAAAGAACACAAAUCAGAAAGUUUAAAGGACGAACAAAAGGCACAAGAAAGCUUGGCAAGGAUUCAGAGCCAAGUUCCAAACGAUACUUUUAAUUUCCGGCAAAGAAAAAAACUCGAAAAACGACGCAUAUGUAAAGGGUUGGAGAAAGAAGGUUUGAUGCCAUCGAAAAAGUUUGAUUACACAGAUGUGGAUUUUAGUAGUUUUCAAGGAGGUAGCAAAAAUAUGCCUAAUCAAGUGAACUUUGAACAAACAACGAAGAAACAGAAAGACAGGAAACGAAAUCGGAAGAAGCAGAAGUUGAAUAUAUAAACUGCAAUGUCGAAGCAUUUAUAUAAAAGCAAAUUAUCGUGUUAUACUAUAAUGCAUAAAUAGGUCUAAUAAAAAUUUUAUAUGUAUAAUAUAAAUUCAGAACUCAUACAUUGACUUAUAUUUUCUGUUGUAUUGUGUAUUGUACACAGUGUUUGAUUAUGACUAAUAUUCGAAAAUGCAUUGUUAAAUAUAUUU
Messenger RNA from Colletes gigas, 3233 nucleotides. RefSeq names its product exosome component 10 (gene Rrp6). The transcript is spliced from 5 exons. The record is from RefSeq and is a predicted model, not a curated record. Gene Ontology annotation, cellular component: nuclear exosome (RNase complex); nucleolus. Gene Ontology annotation, molecular function: nucleotide binding; nucleic acid binding; 3'-5'-RNA exonuclease activity. NCBI's taxonomy places the organism in Eukaryota, Metazoa, Arthropoda, Insecta, Hymenoptera, Colletidae. Gene Ontology annotation, biological process: TRAMP-dependent tRNA surveillance pathway; nuclear polyadenylation-dependent antisense transcript catabolic process; nuclear polyadenylation-dependent snoRNA catabolic process. The coding region runs from base 429 to 3038 and encodes 869 amino acids.